UCAACUUGCCACUGCUCUGUGCUGAUACAUCUGCAAUAGUCUGUGAAAAGCCACCCCACCUCUUGAUUUUCUCCCUCCUUUUCCUCCUUCUAUUACUUGACGGAGUGCAGACGGUGUGAGAGCAUUCCCUUUUUCUUACCGUCUGUACCAACUAGACUGUGGCAGCAGCUGAGUGUAGCUGGAGGAGAGAGAGGCAGCGAACAGGAGCAGAGAGGACUGUCUGCACUCACGGUAUCGUGGUUUCAACAUGCCUCUGAGGAGUACAAGUCUACCUGGGAUUGCUGUGCUCAUCUCUGCGUUGCUUCGCAGCCCCUGUGGGACAGAUGUUUGUGACAGCCCGCUGGUGUCUAAUCUGCCCCAUUCGUCAUUCCAAAGCUCCUCACAGCUGUCUGGUAGCCAUGGGCCAGUCUACGCGAAGGUCAACAGGAGGGAAGGUGCUGGAGGGUGGUCUCCUCUCAUCUCGGACAGAUACCAGUGGCUUGAGGUGGACCUAGGGAGCAGAACACGGAUCACUGGUGUUGCCACUCAGGGACGUUAUGGUAGCUCCGACUGGUUAACGGCCUACCUGUUGAUGUUCAGCGAUACAGGCCACAAUUGGAGACAACAUCGUCAAAAAGACAGUUUUGGGGCUCUUCCAGGCAACAGCAAUGCUGACACGGUGGUCCAGUACAAACUUGAAGAGAUGGUGGUCACUCGCUUUCUCCGCCUCAUCCCUCUGGCCUGGAACCCAAAUGGAAGGAUUGGACUUCGACUUGAAAUAUAUGGAUGUCACUAUGCUUCUGAUGUAGCAAACCUUGAUGGCAGCAGCAGUGUGCUAUACAGGCUGAGUGCUCAGUUGAGCCCGUUGGCCAUUUCUCUGAAUAUGAAAACCUCAGAGAAUUGCGGAAUCCUGCUCCAUGCUGAGGGAAAGGGAGCUCACAGCCUCACUCUGGCCUUAGAAAAAGGCAAACUGAUGCUUUUUCACCAACAAGGUUUGAGUUCAUCCCCUGAUGGUCAUGUCCUAACAUCAAUGGGUAGUCUGCUUGACGACCAACACUGGCACUUCGUAAAGCUUGAACGAACUGGCAACCACCUCAACUUCACCGUAGAUAAGAAUACACAGCAAGUUGUCAUACCAAAUGAGCUCAGCCAUUGGGACAUUCACUGGUUGAGUCUUGGAGCUAUCCAAAGCACUGGACCUCAGUCAAAUCCUUUUAAGAAGAACUUCAAUGGCUGCGUGGAAAACCUGUAUUACAAUAAUCUCAACUUGAUAGAAAUGGCAAAACAAAACAAUCCCCGGGUCACUUUGAUGGGCAAUGUGACUUUUUCUUGUGCUGAGCCACUUUCAGUGGCUGUAACGUUCACUGACCCCCAGAGCUUCUUCGAGUUGCCUGGACGCACAGCAGGUUCAUCGGGGCAUAUCAUUAUAACUUUACAGUUCCAGACAUGGAACAAGGACGGAUUACUACUCACCUUUAACAUUCUGCAACAAAACAGAACUCUCUGGCUGUAUUUAAGUGAAGCCAGACUCCAACUACAGAUCAAUGACAGUUUUGGGGCACUGCUCAAUCUCCAUACAGGUUCGGGGCUGAGCGACGGUCUGUGGCAUUCUGUGAAGCUUACCUUUGCAGAAGAUCACCUGAGUAUCAGAGUAGACAACGAUAAAGGAGCGACUGCCCAUACUGCAGUCAUUCCGCACCCUGAUGGGCAACUAUACUUUGGUGGCUGUCCUACACUGGAUAAUAAUCACAAGUGUAGCAACCCCGUUACAACCUUCCAGGGUUGUAUGCGUCUUGUGACUCUGUACAACGAUCUGGUGGACUUCAUCAAGAUGCAACAAAGGCUGCUGGGAAAUUAUAGCCACUUGUGGAUUGAUAUGUGUGGCAUCACCGACAGAUGCUCUCCUAGUCACUGUGAACAUGGAGGAACAUGUACUCAGUCAUGGAAUACCUUCCAUUGUAACUGCUCUAACAGUGGUUACACAGGGGCCACCUGCCACAGCUCAAGGUAUGAACAGUCGUGCGAGGCCUACAAACACAAAGGAAGGACAUCAGGCCAUUAUUAUGUAGAUGUGGAUGGUAGUGGUCCAAUUAAAGCUCAGCUCAUAUACUGCAACAUGACAGACAGAGCCUGGAUGGUAAUCAAGCACAAUAAUACAGACCUGACCACGCUGCAAUCAAGCACCGAGAGAAAGCAACAUUUAGCCCAUUUCCGUUAUGCAUCCGAAGAGGAGCAGUUAGCGGUGAUCCUCCGCCAAUCGGAGCACUGUGAGCAGGAACUGUCUUACUUUUGCAGGAAUUCCCGUCUCCUUAACAAACCAGACAGUAUGUCACUAAGCUGGUGGUUUGGAGGUCAAGCUCCCGGACAGAUCCAAACACACUGGGGUGGAGCUCUGCCAGGCAGUCACCAAUGUGCUUGUGGCCUGAACAACAACUGUUUGGACCCAAAUGUCCAGUGCAAUUGUGACGCAUACAAUGAACAAUGGACUAAUGACUCCGGUCUCCUCACCCAUAAAGAGACUCUUCCAGUACGUUCUCUGGUACUGGGGGGCAUAGAGCCAGACUCAGAAGCUGCCUACAAGGUGGGACCUCUACAGUGUCAUGGAGACAAAAGUUUUUGGAAUGCUGCACUCUUUGAUAGAGAGACGUCCUACCUUCAUUUCCCUACCUUUCAUGGAGAAUUAAAUGCAGACAUUUCUUUUUUAUUCAAAACAACAUCGUCCUCUGGAGUCUUCCUUGAAAAUCUGGGCAUCAAAGAUUUUAUCCGUAUUGAACUCAGAUCCCCCUUUGAAGUGAUCUUCUCUUUCGAUGUGGGGAAUGGGCCACUGGAGCUCCGAGUGGAAACUGGGGUCCCUCUGAAUGACGAACGCUGGCACAGCGUCCGAGCCGAACGAAAUGUAAAAGAGGCAACGCUUCAUGUUGAUGACUUCCCUGCAGUUAUACAGGAGGCUCCUUCAGAUGGCCAAAUCCAUCUGCAGUUAAACAGCCAACUGUUUAUAGGAGGUACAGCUUCCAGACAAAAGGGCUUUAAGGGUUGUAUCCGUUCUCUGCAGUUAAACGGGAUCACUCUUGAUCUGGAGGAGAGGGCAAGGGUCACGCCUGGGGUCCAACCUGGAUGCCCUGGCCACUGCAAAAGCUAUGAGUUCCUCUGUCAAAACCAGGGACUUUGUGUGGAAAGACACAAUGGUUUAUAUUGUAAUUGUAGUCAGUCAGCCUACACUGGAGCCUUCUGCCAUAAAGUGAUUUCUGCCAACUUUAAGUCAUCAACAUCCAUAAGAUAUACCCUUCAAGAGCCCCAUGAACUGAGCCAAAACCGUAGUGCCUUGACUUCAUCUAUCUUUUCUAAAAUGACACUGAAAGGAGAAAAUAUCUCCCUGAACUUCAGGACUACACAGACUCCCGCACUGCUGCUCUUUGUCAACUCAUUCUACAGGCAAUACAUUGCCCUGCUCAUCAACAGACAGGGUGAACUAGAAUUAAGGUACAAGUUACACAACAGCAGAAAUGUGGAGGUGUUUGGAAGCAGUGUCAUGAACCUGGCAGAUGGACGCCUGCAUGCAGUGGCCAUUAAAAGGCGAGGAGACACCAUCUCUAUUCAGGUUGACAAGAGUGACAGUGAGAACUUCCGCUUGACAUCUGAUGUAGAAUUCAACAGCAUAAAUGCAAUUAUUCUGGGAAGAGCACGGGAUGCUGAUAUUGUGGACAUGGAGCUGGCCAAGGUGGCUGCAGUUGGCUUCACCGGCUGUCUCUCAGCAGUUUACUUUAACUCCAUAAGCCCCCUUAAAGCAGCUCUGUUCCAACCUGGCAGGCAUGUAGCCAUCACAGGCCCACUGACACAGUCAAACUGUGGUUCUCUGUCCUCUGCUAAUCCCCAAUCUCCAGUAACAACACAUUCUUUACCAGACCCACCUCCUUCACUGGAUCCAAGUCAACCUUUAGUCAACACCAUCAGGAGAGACUCAGCUGUAAUUGGAGGUGUUAUAGCGGUGGUGAUUUUUAUCACUGUUUCUGCGUUGGCCAUCAUCGCCAGAAUCACCUGCAACAGACACGAGACGUAUCGGAACACGGAUGUAAAAGCAUCACAGCCUGACGUUGUUAACGAUGUCCAUGACGAACCAAACUACCAUAGUGCUCGCAAUGAUAACCAAAAAGAGUUUUUCAUAUGAAGGAAGUGUUACUGACAAAAGAGACUGGCUCUGAUCUGCAGCACAUUUUUACGAAAAACCGCAUUUAGAGCCCUGGGUCAAUUAUCUGUACUUUUUAAUUUUGAUUUGUAAAUAUUGUAUGCUUUGCACAACUGGUAAAAUAUCAGUGAUGAGUGGAUAUAAGAUGUCAGUAUUCUAGUAUUCUCAUUUUAACAGUGUGGAUCUUAUAAAAUAUGAAUAAAGUGAUUGUGUACAGUAUUUAAAAUAAAUCUUACGUAAUGUCUUAUUCAAAGCACCAAUGCCAAAUUUAUUCUGCAUACUGUAUGAAAAUGUUGUAAAACUGGUAUUUUGGGGGAUUGAAGUGGUUUAGCAGCUCAUGUAUAUCUUGAAGAAGCCAUUGAGUGGCGACUCUGUGAUGGAUUGUCAGCAAUCUUACGGACCGAAGAUUCAAACCCACAACUUCAGACUCUGAGGGAGACGAGCUGAUUAAAUUCAAUGUGUCCUGCAUCAAACAGUUAUCAAGCUGCCAAAUCAGAUGGGGCACCUCCUGUUUAAUAUUAACUUAUUUCACCAUACAUAAUUGUCUAGUUUGAUAUUUUGUAUAUGUAUUUACAUUUGUUACAACAGUGUUUCAGGGUUUUUUCUUUAAAAGAAAAUGAUCGUUGGUGGUGGAAGGUUAAUAUUUAAAUACUUUUUUGAGGGGGCUUUGGGGUUUGUUAUGAAAAAUAAAUGUACAUUGGAUGAAAAUUGCAAAUGAAUUAAAAAAAAA
Molecule: messenger RNA, 4892 nt
Organism: Corythoichthys intestinalis (scribbled pipefish)
Lineage: Eukaryota; Metazoa; Chordata; Actinopteri; Syngnathiformes; Syngnathidae
Product: contactin-associated protein-like 4
Exons: 24
Coding region: 248-4144 (1298 amino acids)
Source: RefSeq, a predicted model, not a curated record